Molecule: messenger RNA, 1610 nt
Organism: Daphnia magna
Lineage: Eukaryota; Metazoa; Arthropoda; Branchiopoda; Diplostraca; Daphniidae
Gene: HDAC3
Product: histone deacetylase 3
Exons: 11
Coding region: 140-1444 (434 amino acids)
Molecular function (GO): histone deacetylase activity
Source: RefSeq, a predicted model, not a curated record
UAAUUUUUUUACUGUGGGUGUUGGCAGUAGCCACUAGAGGUUGAACUGAACAAAACAAAGUAGAAAAAAAUAACAAAACGAAAACCAAAAAAACCAAAAAAAAAAGAAAAACUAUAGGUUUUAAUUAUAAACAACGAAAAUGGGAUUCGGAGCAAAUAAAGUGGUUUCAUACUUCCACGACCAAGACGUUGGAAAUUUUCAUUAUGGUCCACUCCAUCCAAUGAAGCCACAGAGAUUAUCAGUAACCCACAGUCUGGUUCUACAUUAUGGGAUGUACAAGAAAAUGCAAGUUUACCGACCAUAUCGAGCAUCAGCCCAUGACAUGUGCAGAUUUCAUUCAGAAGACUACAUAGAAUUUCUCCAACGGGUUUCCCCACAAAAUAUACAAGCAUUUAGUAAAUGUUUAGGACAGUUCAAUGUUGGUGAUGACUGUCCUGUUUUUGAUGGACUGUUUGAUUUUUGUUCAAUGUACACUGGUGCCUCACUGGAAGGUGCCACCAAAUUGAACCAUGGCAGCACAGACAUUGCAAUCAAUUGGUCUGGAGGACUCCAUCAUGCAAAGAAAUUUGAAGCUUCUGGUUUUUGCUAUGUCAAUGAUAUAGUGAUUGCCAUAUUGGAACUUCUAAAGUAUCACCCCCGCGUUCUAUAUAUCGACAUUGAUAUUCAUCAUGGAGAUGGAGUUCAGGAAGCUUUUUACCUUACAGAUAGAGUGAUGACUGUUUCUUUUCACAAAUAUGGAAAUUACUUUUUUCCUGGAACAGGAGACAUGUAUGAAAUCGGGGCUGAGUGUGGUCGCUAUUAUUCCGUUAACAUCCCGUUAAAAGAGGGUAUUGAUGAUCAAAGCUAUUUGCAAGUUUUCAAACCAGUCAUUCAGUAUGUGAUGGAGUUUUAUCAGCCGACUGCUAUUGUUCUUCAAUGCGGUGCUGAUUCGUUAGCUAAUGAUCGGUUAGGAUGUUUCAACCUCAGCACAAAAGGACACGGAGAAUGCGUUAAAUUCGUAAAAGAUUUCAAUGUUCCUUUAUUGGUAUUGGGAGGCGGAGGAUACACACUGAGAAAUGUUGCUCGAUGCUGGACGUACGAAACUUCCCUACUGGUUGAUGAAGCUAUCAGCAAUGAGUUACCAUACAAUGAAUAUUUCGAGUACUUUGCUCCAGAUUUCUCUCUCCAUCCUGAUGUUGUUACUCGCCAAGAAAAUGCUAAUAGUAAGCAAUACUUGGAAACCAUAACGAAGACUAUCCAUGAGAACUUACGGAUGAUUGAACACGCACCUAGUGUUAUGAUGCAAGACGUUCCACCGGACCUUUUAAAUUUUGAGGAAACAGAGGAGCUAGAUCCUGAUUCUCGCCUGCAUCAAGAAGAAGAGGAUAAAAGAAUCGAACCAGAUAAUGAAUAUUAUGAUGGAGAAAAGGAUCAAGACAAAGACAGUGCCACGACAGAUUCCUGAACUUUCAUUCCCAGUUUACUCCCUCUCAUUUGUAAUAAAGGCUGCGAUUAAUUAUUACCGAUUUUCUUUUAUUAAAAAAAAGGCAUUGCUCACUUUCAUUCUGGAUUCUGACUCGCAUCUUUUCGGCACAUUGACAUACAAUACAAGGACUUUAAACAACGCAAAA